Messenger RNA from Kazachstania africana CBS 2517, 705 nucleotides. RefSeq names its product Rrg7p (gene RRG7). The transcript has a single exon. Gene Ontology annotation, cellular component: mitochondrion. The record is from RefSeq and is a predicted model, not a curated record. Bases 1 to 705 code for a protein of 234 amino acids. Gene Ontology annotation, molecular function: nucleic acid binding. NCBI's taxonomy places the organism in Eukaryota, Fungi, Ascomycota, Saccharomycetes, Saccharomycetales, Saccharomycetaceae.
AUGCUCGAACGGAUGCUCGAGAAGAAGCAAUCUUACAAUGAGUUGAUUAAACUUUUCAUAAAGCAAAACCAAAAAAUAUCCCAAUCAUCAGUUUUUCAGGGAAAUUUGUACGAGUAUACAGUGGUAAGAGAAUUGGAGGAAAAACUACAUAUGCAAAAGCUGGAGAAAAUUGGAGGAGCACAUGAUGAGGGGAUUGAUGUGAUAGGGAAAUGGGACUUAGUACCUAUCCGUGAGAAAAUGGAUCAACUUCUGGGAUCUCUAAGUCCAAUGUCUAAGAAUACUGAUCUAUUUUAUGAAAAGGGAGAGGUAGCUGCUGGUUCAACAGCUCGCAAAAAUAUGUUAUCUCAACCACUUAAUAUAAUGGUACAGUGUAAGGCAUUUACGAAGGCGAAGAUUUCUCCAAAGGAGAUAAGAGAAGUGAUAGGUACAUUUUCUACCAAAGUGCCAAAUAAUCAGCGAAAAAAAUCAAUAGCUCUAAUUUGUUCACCUCAUUUACUUACAAAAAGUGGAUUAAAACUAAUAAAUAGUACCAAUUUUGCUUUGAUCUUUCUUAGAAUUGAAACGAUGAGGCUCCUGAAUAAUGAAGAAUAUGAUGUAGUGAAUUCUGGAAAAUUGUUGAACUACUAUGAAAAUGCUUAUGCGUCAAAACUUUUGGAGAAUUACAGAAUAAAAGAAUGGAUAAAACUUUCUGCUUUCUCAAUUUAA